AGCUCAGUGCUAGUUGACCUUACCAGAUUGCGCUACUUUCUUUGCAACUGGCAACAAGAUUACCCCUGCCACUACUGCACUCCGUAUACUUCACACAGCUCAGGCAACCUAGGUAGGACUAGCCUCAGGGCUAACCCCUCCAAGCUCUAG
Pyricularia grisea is the source of this 150-nucleotide messenger RNA. RefSeq lists its product as uncharacterized. The annotation marks the transcript as partial. The transcript is spliced from 2 exons. NCBI's taxonomy places the organism in Eukaryota, Fungi, Ascomycota, Sordariomycetes, Magnaporthales, Pyriculariaceae. The record is from RefSeq and is a predicted model, not a curated record.